This is a messenger RNA of Chara braunii, 1245 nucleotides long. NCBI's taxonomy places the organism in Eukaryota, Viridiplantae, Streptophyta, Charophyceae, Charales, Characeae. The record is from the annotation of a GenBank genome assembly.
UCGUCUCCCCAGCAGCGGACCUUUGUGCAUGUCUACUUCGGUUUCUUCUUCCCCUUGUGUAGAUGUUCUGUCAGGAAAGGAGCAUGGAGAUGGAGGAACGGUAUGGUGUGAAGCCGAACCUUUGGUGGUCGAUAGCCUCGGUGGGGGAGUUUUGUGCAAACAUGCCAGAGAAGAUCUUUUUUGUCUUCAUGGCGGACAUCACCAAGUGUUUCGAGAUAAUCCCCACGGACGGCUCAGAGGAUGGCCUACCGAUGGCGGUGAGGUUCUACGUGCAGAGUGCGAUGCAGGUGAGGAGGAAGAGGAGCUCGUCCCACAUCAUUCAGGUCAGAACUGGGAGGGGCGGCAAGUUCUGGCCUUCGUGGGUGGAUGGCGAUCAGGCCGAUGGAGAUGGGACGAUGCUGUUCAAGGAGGAGGAUGUCUUCUGGCUCACUGAGUGGUGCAUUGCCAAUAGCGUGCUGCACAUGGGGGACUACGUGUGGAGGCAGGUCAGAGGAAUCCCCAUGGGUCUGGCCUGCUCCCCAAUCUGGUGUGAUAUAUACUUCUUCAAGUAUGAAUACCACGCUAUGAUGAGGUUGGCGGAUACCGGGAAUGCCCAUCUGAUCCCGUAUUUCUCGGACACCUUCACAUAUAUCGACGACUUGGGCGUAAUCAAUAACACCAUCAUCGGGAGCUUCAUAAGGAAGAUGGAGGACAGGGCGGAGAACGACCCUUUAUGGAUCUAUCCGGACGAGUACAUCGAGCUCAAGGAGAAUACUGAGGUCGUUAUGGAUGGGUACGGCCGAAGAGCCAACUUUCUCAGUGUGACCAUCACAAUCACCUCCUCGGAGACGGGCGCGUACAUUACCUCCAAACACGACAAGCGAGAAGGACUGGGAUUUACCCCAUGUAGAUUCGUGAAGUACAAGUCUAAUAGGAGCGCUAGGCAGGCGUUGCAGGUUAUCACAGCCCAGGUCAUGCAGAUCGUACUACUAUGCUUUGAGCCUGGUGAUGCGCCCAUGGAGAUCAACAAGGUGGUGACCACGAUGAGGGACAACGGUUUCGCCAGGGAGGCUUGUUGGGGCGUGGUUAGAAAGACUCUACGCAACGCAUAUCGCUACCAGCCUGACAGGGUUUCCGUGCACACGGUCAGGGAAACACUGACCAACAUGUAUGGUUUCACUGACUAAUUACGUUUUCCGUGUGCGUGGAUGUGUCUGUGAAUGUGCGUAUGUGUGAUGGGUGUCCGGAGACGACAGGGCCAAGAGG